AUGGCACUCAAUCGCAUCAAAUCCCGUGGUCGAGGGCACCUCGUCAUCGACGACUACGACUCUAACAAUGGACCUUCAAGCAAUGUCAUCGAUGACGGACGCGUUGAAGUCCAGUUCCACGACAAUCCUCAAGCGCUGGCCGUUUGGUGCCAGCAUUUCAAAGAAUCGUUCGCAGACGACGCGUCAUGUUCUGAGCGACUACAACCUCCCGAACCUCGGCGAACAAAUAGUGUUGCAUUUGUUCCAGGCGUAGAGAAACCAGCUGAGAGUCCAAGACUCCAUAUCGCAAUACACAUCGUGGGAUCCCGUGGUGAUGUUCAGCCAUUUAUACCCAUUGCGCAGCUACUUAUGAAGCCACCCUACGGUCACCGAGUACGAAUAUGCACGCAUGCCGCUUUCAAAGAGUUUGUUGAAGCCCAAGGUAUCGAGUUCUUCAACAUUGGUGGUGACCCCGAGGCUCUCAUGGCAUACAUGGUAAAGAACCCUGGCUUGUUACCCAAUCGCGACAGCCUCAAAGGGGGAGAGGUCGGUAAGAGACGAAAGGAGAUGGCUGAAAUUAUUUCCGGUACCUGGAGAAGCUGCAUUGAAGCUGGUGAUGGAAUGGGGGAGCCCAUAAAAGCUGCUAAUGUAGAGUCCACCGAUGAUCUAUUCCUGGCUGAUGUUAUUAUUGCCAACCCCCCAUCCAUGGGCCACAUACACUGCGCUCAGAAACUCAGCAUCCCCCUGCAUAUGGUCUUCACAAUGCCGUGGUCACCAACCAAAUCCUUUCCUCAUCCACUUGCUUCAAUGAGUUAUGGCAAUGCGGAUGCCAAGGUCGCCAAUUAUCUGUCCUUCAUGAUGAUGGAAUUGCUAACGUGGCAAGGCCUGGGAGACUUGAUUAAUAAAUUCCGUACGCAAACGCUACAUCUGGACCCUGUUAGCCCACUUUGGGGCUUUCAGCUUAUAUCCAGGCUUCGUAUUCCAUUCAGUUAUCUCUGGUCAGAGACCCUAAUACCAAAACCAUCUGACUGGGACAGCCAUCUCAACAUCACAGGCUUCUCUUUUCUGCCACUUGCCAGCUCUUACACGCCUCCCCCGGACCUUGUAAGCUUCCUCGACAAUGGAUCAACGCCAAUUUAUAUCGGGUUCGGAUCUAUCGUCGUAGACAACCCCCAAGCACUUACGACCAUGAUCUUUGAAGCUAUAAAGAUUGCCGGCGUUCGGGCCAUUGUUUCAAAGGGAUGGGGAGGUGUUGGUACUGGAGAUGUACCCGAUAGCGUUUAUCUCAUUGGAAACUGUCCUCACGACUGGCUCUUCCAGCGUGUUGCAGCUGUUGUCCACCAUGGCGGUGCCGGCACAACCGCUGCCGGAAUAGCGGCCGGUCGGCCGACUGUCAUUGUUCCAUUCUUUGGAGAUCAGCCCUUCUGGGGUCAAAUGAUGGCGCGUGCAGGUGCUGGACCAGUAGCGGUUCCAUACAAAGAUCUUACGGCAGAGAUACUGGCCGAGAGUAUAACGUUUGCCCUUCAACCAGAUGUCAUGGCGGUAGCAAAAGACAUGGCAUUGCAGAUUGGGGAAGAGGAUGGCUCAGGUGGUGCAGCUAUGGAUAUACAGGACCGCCUGGACAUUGAUAGCCUUCGUUGCGACUUGAGUCCCGGAAGACUUGCAAGCUGGCUCCAUCGCAAAACAGGGGCUCAUCUGAGCGGGUUUGCCGUCGGCUGUCUCAGGGAUCAUGGGUUGAUUGAGAUGUCAGACCUCAAGCUGCUCCGACACAGACACUGGUAUGUAGACGAAGGAGCUGAGUCCCCUAUCAUCGGUGCCAUAGCUGCUGUGUCAGGCUUUGCGGCAGCCAUUGGCACCGCAACGUCCGAUUAUACUCAACGCUUGAGAAACUCCCCACACUCCAAGACGACAAGGCGCCAUAGCAGCAUAGGACUACAAAGGGUCCCAAAGACGGAAGACGGUACCAAUGAUACCUAUUUGCGGUCUCAGAAAGGACCACGAGAUGUAACCCAAGCAGACAUGGAAGCGCUCGCUCAGAAGAUGGCGAGCAAGACACUUUACGGUGCCGAACCGGCUUUCUCAGCAGCGCGACUGUGUCGCCCAGUCAGUGAGGCUCGUCAAGGGCGUAAGAACUCAUGGAAAGCUCGCGAGAGCGGCAGAAACGGACGCGUCUUUUAUGUUACGCGAGUGACAGGCAAAUAUGCUUGUGACCUUGCGGCGGCGACCGCCAGAGCACCCGUUGCUUUAUUCUACAAUGUCGCCAACGGCUUUCAUAAUGCACCGUCAAAUGUCUUUGAUGUUGAUGUUCGCCGCCGAGAUGAAAUCACGGGGCUGGGGAGCGGUGUCAAAACGGCGGGAAAGGAGUUCUGUUACGGAAUCUGGGAUGCCUUCAGUGGCAUAGUUACGAAGCCAUACGAAGACACUAAGAAUAUGGGUGCCAAGGGCCUCGGGAGGGGUCUGCUGAGAGGCGGACUUGGAAUAAUAGGCAACCUGGGCUCGGGUAAGUUAUACUGA
Fusarium pseudograminearum CS3096 is the source of this 2493-nucleotide messenger RNA. RefSeq lists its product as uncharacterized. Lineage: Eukaryota; Fungi; Ascomycota; Sordariomycetes; Hypocreales; Nectriaceae. Gene Ontology annotation, molecular function: UDP-glycosyltransferase activity; hexosyltransferase activity. Bases 1 to 2493 code for a protein of 830 amino acids. Gene Ontology annotation, biological process: carbohydrate metabolic process. The transcript is spliced from 2 exons. The record is from RefSeq and is a predicted model, not a curated record.